This is a messenger RNA of Cavia porcellus (domestic guinea pig), 10369 nucleotides long. RefSeq names its product FHF complex subunit HOOK interacting protein 1A (gene Fhip1a). The record is from RefSeq and is a predicted model, not a curated record. NCBI's taxonomy places the organism in Eukaryota, Metazoa, Chordata, Mammalia, Rodentia, Caviidae. The coding region runs from base 563 to 3679 and encodes 1038 amino acids. The transcript is spliced from 14 exons.
GUGCUCCCGAGGGCACGGGUAGCUGGGCGGGGCGAGCCCGGACUGCGCCGCGCCAAGGGCUGACGCACCGUCGGAAAGUUGAGCUCAGACCUUCGCUCGGUUUCUUCGGGCUCCCCGGGCGCCGCUGGACCGGGACCCGGAUCCAGCCCGGAGAGAGAGAGAGAGAGAUUUGAAAGUUGUCUGGAGUUCCUGCCAGAGCUGGAUGCUAGAGAAAGUUUUUACAUUUCUCUGGAGAGUGCAAUGACGAAAUACAACUGAGGCUUUCAAAGAGAGCAGUUACAGGUGUUUGCUUCUCGGUAUGAUGGAUGUUUCACUGACCCCAGUAAAUGGAAGAAAAUUUUCUCCAGCCUUUAAAUGUAUUGCCUUCCUUGCUCUUUCAAAAACACACUCUUCUUGGCUAAGAACACUUUAGAGGCAUUUGGCAUCAAAUCAACAGAAUGGUGGCCUUUAAUGGAAUUUGAGGCAUCAAGAAGCAGUUUGAUUGAUUUUGGAAAGUGACCAUGAAGAGUGAAGAAGUUACAUUUCUGAUAUUUGAAAGUUAGUGACUACUUACCACAUUUUCAUGAAAACUAAAUAUGACUUAGAAGCAUUGAAGUUUAUGAUGUCAUCAGUUUCAACAGAAAGCAGACUCCAGCAGGCCGUGAGCCUUCAGGGAGUUGACCCAGAAACAUGCAUGAUUGUAUUUAAAAACCACUGGGCACAGGUUGUAAAAAUCUUGGAGAAGCACGACCCCUUGAAGAACUCCCAGGCAAGAUACGGAGCCAUCCCUCCAGAUGAGGCCAGCGCCGUGCAGAACUAUGUAGAGCACAUGCUCUUCCUGCUAAUUGAAGAAGAAGCCAAGGACGCUGCAAUGGGGCCAAUUUUGGAGUUUGUGGUCUCUGAGAACAUAAUGGAGAAGCUUUUCCUUUGGAGUUUGAGGCGGGAGUUUACUGAUGAGACUAAAAUCGAGCAACUAAAGAUGUAUGAGAUGUUGGUCACUCAGUCACACCAGCCUCUGCUUCAUCAUAAGCCUAUUCUGAAACCUCUGAUGAUGUUGCUCAGCUCUUGUUCGGGGACGACCACUCCUGCCGUGGAGAGGAAGUUGGUUGUCCUGCUCAAUCAGCUCUGUUCCAUCCUUGCCAAAGAUCCAUCCAUCCUGGAACUCUUUUUCCACACUAGUGAGGACCAAGGGGCUGCCAACUUCCUUAUCUUCUCCCUCUUGAUUCCCUUCAUUCAUCGUGAAGGCACAGUUGGCCAGCAGGCUCGGGACGCCUUGCUGUUUAUCAUGUCUCUCUCUGCUGAGAACAGCAUGGUGGCCCAUCACAUUGUGGAGAACACCUAUUUUUGUCCAGUGCUUGCAACUGGCCUCAGUGGGCUGUACUCCUCCCUGCCCACGAAGCUGGAAGAGAAAGGCGAGGAGUGGCACUGCCUCCUGAAGGACGACUGGCUCCUGCUGCCCGCCCUCGUCCAGUUCAUGAAUUCCCUGGAGUUCUGCAAUGCGGUCAUUCAGGUGGCUCACCCCUUGAUUCGCCGUCAGCUUGUCAAUUACAUCUACAAUGGAUUCUUGGUUCCGGUCUUGGCUCCUGCUCUUCAUAAGGUGACCGUGGAGGAGGUCAUGACCACAACUGCGUACCUGGACCUUUUCCUGCGCAGCAUCUCAGAACCAGCACUGCUAGAGACCUUCCUCCGCUUUAUCCUGCUGCACCAGCAUGAGAAUGUCCACAUUCUAGACACGCUUACGAGCCGGAUCAACACCCCGUUCCGGCUUUGUGUGGUGUCCCUGGCAUUAUUUAGAACACUCAUCGGUUUACAUUGUGAAGAUGUGAUGUUACAACUAGUUUUAAGGUACCUGAUCCCCUGCAACCACAUGAUGCUGAGUCAGAGGUGGGCUGUGAAGGAGAGAGACUGCUACUCGGUGUCUGCUGCCAAGCUGCUCGCCCUGACUCCUGGCUGCUGUGCCAGUGGCAUCACUGUGACGCUCGGGGACCAAGAACGGGAUUAUAUCCUCUGGUCAAAGGGCAUGCCCGACGGCUCAGGGCCCACAGAGCCACCACCAGAGGCCGCCUCACCAUCGGCCUGCAUUGUGGAGUAUGGGAAGGCCCUGGACAUCAGUUACCUGCAGUAUCUGUGGGAGGCCCACACCAACAUCCUGCGCUGCAUGCAGGACUGCCGGGUCUGGUCUGCGCUGUACGACGGGGACUCGCCCAGCUCCGAGACGCUUCUGCCUGGUCUGCCAGAGGCCAGCCCCAUGUCCCAGCACCCACAGCACCCAGGGUCAGGAGGCUGUCAGCUGGCUUCAGCCAAGGAAAAAGGCCACACAGAGCUGGAGUGGGAUGACAGCUACGACACAGGCAUCUCCUCAGGAGCUGAUGUGGGCUCCCCUGGGGCUUACAAUGACCUGGACACUUCUGGCCCCCCAGUGCCAGUUGAUCCACCCAAGCACAUCCAGGAGAUGAAGAAGAAUGCCAUCUUGCUCUUCAAAGGGUCCUACAUUGAGGAGUCGGACUUCCAGGAUGACGUGAUGGUGUAUAGGCUAUGUGCGGAGAAGGACACAGAGGACACCAAGGACUCACAGGGAGAAGCUGUGGAGCCAGCAGCUGAGAUCCAGCCGGAGGCUCAGAGCUCCCCUGUGAACAGUGGGCCUCUCCAUCCCCAGCCAGAGCCAGGUUCAGAGGAAGGACACAGAAGCGACGGUUCAGACCUGCUUCUCAGCACAUCAAAGGACUCGACUCGAGGGAAUGGGCCUGAACCGGCUCCCAGGUCAGACCCACAGCAGGCAGCCCCUGCCUCCAAGGCCGAGCACGGUCCAGAGGAGCCAGCGGUCAGCCUGGAGAGUGAGGACUUCAUCAUGCAGUAUGACCAGAUCAUUAGAGAGCUGGAUUCAGGCUCUGAGAGCUUGAUGGACCAGAGCUUCCCACCACUGGAGCCUGGGCUGCUGCUCAGCGAGGAGGAAGGCAGGGGAGAAGAGGGGAAGGGGCAGGAUGACAUGGACGAGGAGGAGGACAACUUCGACUCGCUCAUAGCGGAAGCUCCUGCUGUGGAGAGCAUGCCUUCCCCAUUCGGGGUGCGAGAGGAGCCUGCCUGUGGCAGUCACCACCCCGCGAGAACACCGGGUGCUCCAUUCACAGGCCCGUUCAUCAGCGUGGUCCUGUCCAAGCUGGAGAACAUGCUGGAGAACUCGCUGCACGUGAACCUGCUGCUCAUCGGGAUCCUCACGCAGCUGGCCAGCUACCCGCAGCCCCUGCUGCGUUCCUUCCUGCUCAACACCAACAUGGUCUUCCAGCCCAGCGUACGUUCCCUCUACCAGGUCCUGGCAUCUGUGAAAAACAAGAUCGAGCAGUUUGCAUCUGUGGAGCGAGACUUCCCCAGCCUCCUCAUCCAGGCCCAGCAGUACCUGCUCUUCCGGGUAGACACCUCUGAGGUGACGCCUGUGGCCCUAACCCCAGAUCCCAUUCCAGAGGCUUCCAAGACUGGAAGUGGCAGGAACCUUUUGGAUGGUCCCCCCAGAGUGCUUCAGCCCUUCCUGACCAACAGAGCGAAGGUGGCUGGGGCACCCCCGAACCUGCCCCUGCCAGUGAGGAACACCAUGCUGGCUGCUGCCCUCUUCCCCGAGUUCCUGAAGGAGCUGGCCGCCCUGGCGCAGGAGCACUCCAUCCUGUGCUACAAGAUCCUUGGGGACUUUGACGACACCUGCUGUUAGUGUCUAAAAAAACGUCUUCCCAGACACACAGGCUGUGGUAUCGUGACUGAAUGUUAAAUGCAAAGCUGCUUGUCAAAUUCUGUUUUGAUGUAUUUCCUGACAAUACUUGAUUUACGGGAGGAGACUGCUGUGGCCUCCUCUCUCCUGCUGGGUCUUCCUUCCACGCGGUCUAUAGAAUGUAAGGCUUCCCGGCAGAUCGCUUCUCUACGCAGAUUGUCUCUGCACACUUCUGCCAUCUCACAUUUUGCUUUUAUCUUCCCAUCCCUUGAGUCACUCAGCCUGCUGCUCAGAUCCAAUAGAGCAGAUACCGGGGGCCACUGGUGGCUGGACGUGUCCCGUGGCAAAGGCUGGCCUCCGGCAGCACACGGAGGCGUCCCAGCCUCUGAACGAUGCUCUGCUGCCCUCUGCAUUUUGGCUUUCAUUUUAUAAAAGGGAAGAGCUACGAUGGAGCUGUUCGUGCCUCCAUCACACAAGUCCAAGUCCCCUGUCCCCCCUGAGCCUUACUUCCAGGACUGUGUUCCCUCCGCCACUGCCUGGGAUGUCACGUGGCACUGGAGAGAACUCGGAGAACAGGGAAUCUUUUCCUGUUGCUUGAGAGCGUUCUUUAUUCCUUCCUGCCACACUACCUGAACACUGAACACUGAAGAUAGCCUUAUUUUAGUAAGAUUUGCACAAAUCGAAGUGUGCCUAUGCAGAAUUCUGCUUUAGUUUUUAAGAGUUUGAUCAGAUGAAGAAAGUGUGGUGUUGUGUACUUAGGCAAGAAGAUAGCCGUCAUUAUUUUUUAAAGUGUUUUAAGAAAUAUUAACUUGUAAAGUGCUUCCAUAGUGGGCUUUUUUGGGAGAAGUUUGAGAGGGGGCAAAGAUAAAGGUCCACUGAAUGCAGCCUAGAAAAUCUCUGGUCAUUAUUUUGAUUUUGUAGUUGUUAAUAUGUUGCACUUUAUAGAGAAAUAGACACCUAUGCAGCCCACUUGGGGAGCUGGGACAGAAGUGUGUCCAGGUCACUGGAGCCCUGCAGAGCCAAGUGCCCACUGGUGGUCGCUCUACACAGACAUGCUGUCUUCUAGGGACAGCUUCAUCAGCCCCACUGUGGGUUAUGAGUGCUUCUUGCCACUUUUCAGCCUGCUCCAAGAGGCAGGGUUGUACCCAGAGCCAUGGCCACUUGAAGCUGUCACCACAGGGAGAUCACAAAAUAAGGGUGGGUUGAGAAUGAGACUACACAAGUGAUGUUCAUGCAUAUUACUCUGCACUCUUACCUUUUGGGGCCCAGGUCAGCGGAAAGAAGCAAAAAACCAGGACGAGCCUCCAUUUGGAGGGAGAUUGGAGGGCAUCUUGGCUGGCCCUGUGGGCAGCUACAGGUCAGGCAGUUGUGCCCUGGGGCACUCUUGUCUGAAUGGGCUCCCCACUACCAGAGACCUGGGAAGGAAUCUCAGCAGAAGGCUGUGUGCCGAGGCCAUGCUUUGUGCUUCAGGCUCUUGCAGAGGCUGAGAGAGAGAGAGAGAGAGAGCCAGCCUGGGCCAGGGAGCCAUCAGGACUCACCUCGGCAGUUUCCUAGCCCCGGCAAGAAACCAGGUUUCCUGGCCUGGCACAUUUCUGACUUCCUGUUUGUCACAAAAAAGGAUUUUCCCAGCUGUGUUGCCACAGCCAGAUGAGCUGAGGUGCAGCUUGUGGCUUCCUGGUGCCUUGUAUUUGCACAGCCCACAGAUCUCCAGCAGGAAAAAAGGUAGCUUUGGGCAGAAAGAGGAGCAGUUGAGCUGUGAUACAUUAUCCUCAGGCUUUGUCUUGGACUGGGAUGUGUCUGGUUGUUUGGAUUUGCAGGUCACAGAAGCACGCGGAAGCCUUGCCUGCUAGGUGUGUUCUGUCAUCUGGUGGCAGCCGUGAUUCUGUUUCUUCAUCACAGAGCACCGUGGCCCAUGUGGAAGGUGCCCAUUAGGACGAGGAUUGACUGUGCCUCCUCUGGUUUUCAGUAGGUGCUGAAGCAGAGUUACUUUAAUGCCUGGAACAGGGGUGAGGCAGGUGCAUGUGGCUUCCAGGGGAGGAUGUUGGUGCCCACCCCUCACAACUGCUCUCUUCUCUCUCGUGGAGUUGUAGACUGGUCCACAUUUCUGCAGCCGUCACCGUUCUCCUCCAGGGGGCUGUGCCCAGAGUCAUACAAAAUGAAGUCGGAAGGCUGACCUGGAAAUGCGCUACAGGGCAUCAGAAAGUCCAGAAUGGCUGAGCUGAGGAAGGCAGUGGAAACCAGAGCUAUACACAGGACAGGAGGAGCCCUGCAGGAUCUGGAAGGGGACGUUGUCCUAGGCAGCCAUGAAGAUGCCGGAUAGGCAGGGAUGGCGGGAGUGUCCAAAGGCACAAGAUCGGCCUAGUGAAGAAGGUUCCAGUGUUCAAGUAAACAGGCAGGGCCCUUAGAGUUGUCUUUUUUGUAAUAAGUUUUGGGAAGAAAUUUUAAAGACCUUUGACCUGCCUAAGAACAUGGUCCAAGAGCACAUCUCCCCUGCCCUCGGAGUAGCCUGCCGGCAGCCCUGCAUCUCACCAGAGAGCCAGGGGACAAGAGCCUCAGCUGCAGUCCUUGGCCGGCGUCCUGGGAGGGAAGGCGAGUAGAGGAUGCCUGGAACAUCACAGCGUUUACCUCAGCUCGUAAUUCAGGGUCUGAUGGAGCAGGCUAGACUGAAUUUUCUGGCUUAAGAUAUAUGAGGAUCACUGGUGUAUUUAAAAUUGAUGUUUUGAAAAUGUUUAGACAAAUGUUUGCAAAACUUUAAACAGAAAUUCCACCUUAGGUCCAGCCUAAAACACAAUUUGAUGGGGGUAAAUUACAGUUUCCCAGCUGUUGAGGGAGAUGCAGGAAUAGCUAAUCAGAGAUGUGAUUUUCUUGUAUUGGUGGAGACUCCCUUCUCCUUGUGUCUAGGGGCACUGUGAAGUUGUGCCUGUUCGAUUGAGCUCUGUUUUAGAAACCUGUGGGAUGCGCUGAGGUUGGGCUUGCGGCCUUGGCUAUGUGUCAGAGACAUGUCAGCGUGUCCCCAGGCCUUGCAGUACCCUUCCUUCAUGGGGUUGACUGGGGUCAGGGGUGGUUGUUGGUUUUCAGUGGACAAAGACAUCGUGGGGCCAGGGUGUUGUCAGGGGAGUGUCCUCUUGUGCUUGUAAGGGGUCCUGAUUGGGCAGCCAGUGUAGGAACUCCCCGUGGGAAGUUCUGGUGCCUGCAGCAUCGUGUGGACUGACUGCCAGAUGUGUUUAGAGGUUUUGGGUGGUGCAUGGACUGCUCACUCUGGGUGUUGGGUCACUUUCAGCAGGUGGCUGUGUCACAUGAGAUAAAUAGCUCCCUGUACCCUGGCUCUCACUUAAGGGCAGUUCAGUUUGAUAGCUAUGAGCUCUGUAAAUACAAUGAUGUCUGUCCUGCCUACCACUUGUAUGAAGCACAUUACUACAGGGCAGCUGUCAUGCAGUUUCUCCACUCACUGCCAAGGCCCAUGUGAGGUUCAGGGUGCCACAGCCCUGGCCCGUAGUGUUAUCUCCUCCUGGAGCAGUGCUCUGCUGGUGGCUGAGGCCACAUCCGCAUUCAGUCAGUCAGGGAGCCGUCCCAGCCCCUUCAUGCUUCAGCUACCAGUCUGUAACUGCUGGGACUGAUUUCCCGCCCAACAGCGAUGUAGAACGUGCCACACCGCUUUAUGUGCACACCAUUCCAUCAGCCAGGGCACGUUUUAAGAGGAUGGAGUUGAUGUUUCUCCUUUCUUUUUAAAUAGCCAUCCUAAACCUAAUGCUUCAGAAAAAGACUAAGAAUGGAUUUUGGCAUAAUUUCACCUCAGUAAAUCCUUUCUACAUGGAGGCAUUUAUCAGGCCGUGAUGUUUGGAGGACAGAUUAUCCUGGCAGCUUUUAACCGAGUGAACAGGUUUCCAUGAAGCUUUCUGGGAGGUUGUUCAGGGAAGAGGACUGUGUGCAGGAAGCUUUUGGUUUUGCCCUCUCCUCUCAGAACCCCAAACUGGUGACAUUAGCAGGGUGUCCUUCCCCGUCCCAUAGGGCACUGUGAAUUUUGCUGCAGGCUUUCAGGAUGUGGGUGACCAGGGACCCUCACAGGUAAGGUAGAAGCACUCAGAGCACAGCUGUCAGUGGGCUCUGCAGUGACUUCAGGCUUUUGAGGAGCCUGCGUUCACUGUACCACCUCAGACCUGGUGAAGAUGCUGAAGCUCCUGAGCACAUCUCACAUUUGCUAGCGCUGGGCUGACGUUUUACUGGGACAAAGACCCCUGUAACCAAGCCCUCUUCUGCCCUGAAGAUGUUCAGAGGCAGAGAAUAUAGUGUUAAUGACCCUGAGUGGCCCUUGCCCAGCCACUUGACUAAGGGACUCAUGUGCCUGCCCCCUCAAGGCCCAGGCAUACAUUUGUGUAAAGCCUGCUGGGGAAGCCUGCUGGCCACCCCAAGGCUGCUCCUGGGGAUGGGUAGGUAACGUGGCUCCCUUCCCUAGGCCCUGUGUCCAGUCCCAGAAACUGUGGCUGAACGCAAAUGAAAAAAAUGGCAGAUCAUGGUCCCCAGUUAUAUACCAAAUUAAGCAACUUAAACUGAAGGAGGGUGGGCACUACACAUUUCAUGCUGCUCUUGAGAUUAACAGUAAUUACUGAGAAACAGGACCAGAUCUCAGCUGAAACUUUGUGUAGUAACGACCUGCGUGGUUCUUCAUCUAUACCUUGAGGUGCAUUUCUCUGUUGCCUAAUGGGCAGAUGCAGAAAGCUACUUUGUAGACCACUGAACCAAAAUUUGAAAUCCUAGUAGUCAGCAACCUCUUUUGCAAAGGGACCCCCAAAACGUUUAUUUCAUGAAUCAGACACACUUUUCUUGAAUUCUCUGUCAGGCGGCUGCCGAGGGCCUCAGUUGACAGCCCUGCUUUCCUACCAGAGCCAUUCAGCUGCCUCCUUAAGCAGCAGAGCAUGGUUGGCCUGAGGGGCAGAGCUGGUUCGGGCUGGCCCGGGGAGGGUUCUCCAGUACCCCACCUGUAGUGGUGUCUCGGCAUUACACAUCCACCUACAGGUGUGUGUGUGCAGGGCCCUGUGUAUGACUGUGACAGAUGGCAGUGGCUUCCGUAUGGCACCAACUCAUACCUGUUAAUGAGAUUUCUCCUAAAUGGCACCAAUAGCAGUGGACUAAAUUCGUGCUCAUGCAAGAAUGAAGUUGGGUUUUACCAAGGUGUGUGCAGCGGAGCCCUGCUUGGUGAAUUUCUCAGGGCGCCAUAUAAAUGUUAUCUUUCAGUUAUUCCACCAGGCUCCAACCAGAUGUGCUACACAUUUCCUCAGAGCAGUGACAGUAAUACAGUGUUUUCUCCAGGAUUUCGGAAGGCACAGGGGGCAGAGCUGGACAGGAAGCGGUCUUGUGGGCCCCAGUGUAGAAAGGUGGAGGUGUUCGGGGGAAGCUGCACCACACACAGCCCUGCCUGACACAGACGGCUGGCAGACUCUUGCUCUGACCGCAUGUCUGCUUAGCCCUGGGUUUGAAAAGGUCUGGAAAGAUCCUUCGUGCUUUCUGUAAACUUCCGGUGAAGAGUUUACCAAAGGACACUGGGUUUUGUUUUUCUUUAUAAAAUGAAGGCCCUGACAGAGUUGCAUCUUGGGCUGCCUCUGCCACUGUGUUGAGCAGACUUGCAGGGCAGGCGAGGACUCUGCCAGAGCAGGUCAGUAGUACACAGUGUGGGGGACGCGGCUUGCUGGGCUUUUAAACAAAUUCUUUAAAAGGAAAGCAGUCCUCGUGCUCGUCUAAGGUGAACUGCACGUGGCUUCUCUCGCCCUGCUUCUGAGGCUGCCAGACGGGGCACUUUCUCCUCCCGCAUUCAGGGAAGCCCUGGGCGCUGUGUGCAGGCCGGAACAGCAGCUGCCUGGCUGGUGCCAGCGGGCUGUGUGCUUUCACCAGGACCGUCGCUCCCCACAAAAAUGCUGCUGCUUGUUCUUGGUGGGCCAGGAAUGAAUUUUAGAUUGGGGGCGUCUGAAUACAUGGUCCCCAUGUUUACAGCAACUUUUAAAAACAGCUUUGUAGUCAUGUAUGCAACACAUCUGUAAUUCCAGCACUGAAGGAGCCAGAUUGUAAGUUCGAGUCCUACCAGGGCAACUCAGAGCCUGCCUCAAAAUCCAGAGAGCUGGGAUGGUGCUCAGUGGUGGCCCUGGGUUGGACUUCUGUACUAGGUAGGUGGAGGGGAUGACAACCAAGCGUUUGUAAAACGGGUCUUUAACCCAUUUAUGCCAAAGGUUACAAUAUUUUUCAUUUUUGCAUGAAAUUCAUUUUACCUUAAAAAACCCAAGGAACAAGAAUUUGAAGAGAAAAAUUUUAUGUCCCAUUGUUACGUGCCAUUUCAAAACUGAACACUAGACAUGAAAGGAUUAAAGGAAGCAUUGUGAGUUUGAGGUACUGGAUGUGCAAUGAACAAAGGGGCCCUGUGAUGGAGGAAGUGUUACUGUCACAGAAACGGGCAGAGGCAGGGAGGCCUUUGUCAUCACACCGUCAGCUGCACCUCAGUCAUGGUUAAAGGUCAAAAUUUUGAUUUACUCAUUUAUAAUCUUAUUCUUUCCAAGCAAAACAAAUUCAUGUUACAGCUUUUUAAAAUAUCUUUUUUUUGCCCUGAUUGUGUGUGGGGGUGUCAAUCUUACACAAUCUUUGAAGUGUAAGUUAAUUUUUAUGCGGUGUUUCAGUAUAUAUUUUAUUCAUUAAAUUUAUUUGAAAACA